UUUAGCAAAAUUCCCAGCUCUUAAUCCCGACUCUAAUCGACCAACAUCUUCACAAUCCCAACCCCAAUCGAACCAUUAACCAAACGCACCGCCCAUGUCUCCCGUCCUUCCCCAGAUGUAAAGCCACGACACCCGGUUUCCAUCGAUCCGGAGCGAUCUCAUUUCGAGUCCACAAGAUUAGUAACCAAACAAAGGCGGAAGAGAGGCGAAGGCGAAAACUCGUCGAAAGCCGGCCCUGUCGUCUCCUCGGCGUAAAAGAAUCCCACCUUGAUCGCCCCCGAGACGCGGACUCUGUUUGAUCCAAGGAUGGCCUCCGAUCAGCUCCCGCCCGAAGGCGGGAUCCGGUACGUCAAGAUGCAUCCCGAGCCGGCAAUCGCGGUAUCGUCGUCCCAUUCCUUCCGGCUGCAGGAACAGCCCCGGAUCUUUGACGAAUUGCCCAAGGCCGACAUCGUCUCCGUGUCCCGACCCGACGCCGGCGACAUCAGCCCCAUGCUCCUCUCCUACACCAUCGAAUUCCGUUACAAACAGCACACUGGAAUAGCUUGGGCUACCACUUUCAUUAAGUUCAAAUGGCGCUUAGUAAAGAAAGCCUCACAAGUUCUGUAUCUGCAUCUUAAUUUGAAGAAGCGUGCAUUUAUUGAGGAGUUUCAUGAGAAGCAGGAACAGGUUAAAGAAUGGCUUCAAAAUCUUGGCCUAGGGGAGCAUGCACCUAUUGUGCAAGAUGAUGAUGAAGCUGAUGAUGAGCCUGUUCCUUUACUGCAAGAGGAGCACUUGUCAGCUAAAAAUAGAAAUGUGCCUUCUAGUGCUGCACUGCCAAUUAUUCGGCCUGCUCUAGGAAGACAGCAUUCUAUUUCUGACAGGGCAAAAGUUGCUAUGCGAGGUUAUUUGAAUCAUUUUUUGGGGAACUUGGAUAUUGUGAAUUCUCAAGAGGUUUGUAAGUUUUUGGAGGUCUCAAGCCUAUCAUUUUUGCCCGAGUAUGGACCUAAGCUAAAAGAAGAUUACGUUACAGUGAGACAUUUGCCAAAACUUCAAAAGGAUGAUGAUGAUAGAAGCUGUUGUCCCUGCCAUUUUUUCAGUUGUUGUGAUGGCAGCUGGCAAAAGGUCUGGGCUGUACUGAAACCUGGAUUCUUGGCUUUGCUUGAAGAUCCUUUUGACACAAAUCUUUUGGAUAUAAUUGUUUUUGAUGUACUGCCAUCUUCAGACGGAAAUGGGGAAGGCAGAGUUCUUUUAGCAAAAGAGACCAAGGAACGGAAUCCUCUGCGUUUUGGCUUUCAAAUAUCUUGUGGGAACCGGACAGUAAAGAUAAGGACUAGAAGUAAUGCAAAGGUUAAAGAUUGGGUUGCUGCAAUAAAUGAUGCUGGGUUAAGGCCUCCAGAGGGUUGGUGUUAUCCGCACCGCUUUGGUUCCUUUGCACCACCAAGAGGUCUAACUGACGAUGAUAGUUUUGUUCAAUGGUUCAUUGAUGGCGAAGCUGCUUUUGGAGCAAUUGCUUCUUCAAUUGAAGAAGCAAAAUCCGAGAUAUUCAUUACUGGUUGGUGGUUGUGCCCAGAAUUGUAUCUCCGACGGCCAUUUAGUGUUCAUGGGUCUUCACGACUUGAUGCUAUGUUAGAGGCAAAAGCUAAGCAAGGUGUUCAGAUUCACAUUCUUCUCUACAAAGAGGUCGCUCUUGCUUUAAAAAUAAACAGUGAAUAUAGUAAGAGAAGAUUGCUUAACAUUCAUGAGAAUGUAAAAGUUCUACGCUAUCCAGAUCAUUUUUCUACUGGUGUUUAUCUAUGGUCUCAUCAUGAGAAAAUUGUUAUUGUUGAUAAUCAAAUAUGCUUCAUUGGAGGGCUUGAUCUGUGUUUUGGUCGCUAUGACAACCAUGAACACAAAGUUGGUGAUUUUCCUCCCCUAAUAUGGCCUGGCAAGGACUACUAUAAUCCCAGGGAAUCUGAACCAAAUUCUUGGGAAGACACCAUGAAAGAUGAAUUGGACCGUGGAAAAUAUCCUCGCAUGCCUUGGCAUGAUGUCCAGUGUGCUCUUUGGGGGCCACCAUGUCGUGAUGUGGCAAGACAUUUUGUUCAGCGCUGGAAUUAUGCGAAGAGAAAUAAAGCUCCAAAUGAGCAGGCAAUUCCAUUGUUGAUGCCUCAGCAUCACAUGGUUAUUCCACAUUACAUGGGAAAAGGUAGAGAAAUUAAUGUGCAGAGUAGUGAACAAGAUGUCAGUCAAAAGGAUACUAAAAAGCUGGGUUCACUCUCCUCCCGUUCAUCAUGUCAAGACAUCCCCCUUCUAUUACCACAAGAACCUGAUGGACUAGCAGUGCCUAAUGGAAGUGCAAAUAAUGAGUUGGACAAUACUUGUGAUCUUUUAGACCAUCCAAAUAGAACUAGCCAAAACCAACCAUUUUCUUUUAGGAAAACCAAAGUUGAACAUCCUGUUCAAGAUAUGCAGAUGAAAGGCUUUGUUGAUGAUAUUGAUUCUCAUCAGUCACAGAGGGACAGACAUUUCAAUGUGAUUGCCGAGCCACUUACUCAAAAUAUGGAUGAGUGGUGGGAAACACAAGAGCGGGGCAGUCAAGUUGUCUCUACAGAUGAAGCGAGACAAGUUGGUCCUCGUACACAAUGCCGUUGUCAGGUUCUUAGAAGCGUUGGACAGUGGUCAGCUGGAACAAGCCAGACUGAAGAAAGCAUUCAUAAUGCCUAUACUUCUCUUAUCGAAAAAGCAGAGCACUUCAUUUACAUUGAGAACCAGUUUUUCAUAUCAGGUCUCUCAGGAGAUGUCAUAAUAAGGAAUCGUGUAUUGGAAGCACUGUGUCAACGUAUUAUGAGAGCUGAGAAAGAAAAGAAGUGUUUCAGGGUUAUUAUUAUCAUACCCUUGUUACCUGGGUUUCAGGGUGGCAUUGAUGAUGGUGGUGCUGCAUCUGUGAGGGCAAUAAUGCAUUGGCAAUAUCGAACCAUUUGUAGAGGACCAAAUUCAAUAUUGCAGAAUCUUUAUGACAUAAUGGGUCCUAAAGUACAUGAGUUCAUUUCAUUUUAUGGCCUUCGAUCAUAUGGAAGGCUUUGUGAUGGAGGUCAUCUGGUUACCAAUCAGAUAUAUGUGCACAGCAAGUUGAUGAUAGUUGAUGAUCGGGUGGCAUUGGUUGGUUCAGCUAAUAUAAAUGAUAGAAGCUUGUUAGGAUCUAGAGAUUCUGAGAUUGGUGUUCUUAUCGAAGAUAAAGAAUUUGUUGAAUCAUAUAUGAAUGGAAAUCCAUGGAAAGCUGGAAAAUUUUCUCUUAGUCUUCGCCUCUCACUAUGGCAAGAACACCUGGGUCUUCGUGCUGAAGAGAUAAGUCAGAUCAGGGAUCCUGUCACAAAUGCAACAUAUAGGGACAUCUGGACGGCAACUGCUAAGACAAACACCAUGAUCUACCAGGAUGUCUUUUCAUGUGUACCCAGUGAUCUUAUCCACUCAAGAGCUGCUUUCCGACAAAACACCAACAUCUGGAAGGAGAAACUCGGACAUACAACCAUUGAUUUAGGAAUCACUCCUGAGAAACUGGAGACUUAUCAGAAUGGAAAUGUCAAACACACGGACCCGAUGGAGAGACUGCAAUCAAUCAGAGGUCAUCUUGUUUCUUUCCCUUUGGACUUUAUGUGCAAUGAGGAUCUGAGACCAGGCUUCAGUGAAGGUGAGUUCUACGCAUCAUCUCAGGUGUUCCAUUAGGCUCUAUUCAUUCAUUUUGUUACUUUUCUAAGUUUAAAGGUUGUACAUUUGUUACUCUUACAACAUCGAAGUGUUGUACACCACUUAAUGAGGCAGCCGGCAUAGCUUGUAAAGGUAUCAAACAUUUGUCACAGAAAGAAGAAGAAAAAAUGAGGCUCCUGAAAGGACUAGUAGUGGGCCAAAAAUAAAAUGUUAUAAAUUAUUUGGAUGGCUCAGUCAACUAUUCGUUGAUUCUUUGAAAAAUGGAAAUAGUAAAGUUUUUAUUUUUU
Molecule: messenger RNA, 3950 nt
Organism: Musa acuminata subsp. malaccensis (wild Malaysian banana)
Lineage: Eukaryota; Viridiplantae; Streptophyta; Magnoliopsida; Zingiberales; Musaceae
Product: phospholipase D zeta 1
Biological process (GO): phosphatidic acid biosynthetic process; intracellular signal transduction; phospholipid catabolic process
Cellular component (GO): plasma membrane
Molecular function (GO): D-type glycerophospholipase activity
Source: RefSeq, a predicted model, not a curated record